Messenger RNA from Hippoglossus stenolepis (Pacific halibut), 5579 nucleotides. RefSeq names its product collagen alpha-2(V) chain-like. The record is from RefSeq and is a predicted model, not a curated record. The coding region runs from base 173 to 5107 and encodes 1644 amino acids. NCBI's taxonomy places the organism in Eukaryota, Metazoa, Chordata, Actinopteri, Pleuronectiformes, Pleuronectidae. The transcript is spliced from 56 exons. Gene Ontology annotation, molecular function: extracellular matrix structural constituent; protein binding.
GGCCCCUGCUGGUCUCAGUUGGCAGUAAUCUCUCGUCCAGGAGCCUCUUCCUCUCAGGGAUUUUAGGAUUUCUCACUCUGGAUGCUGUAGACCGGACUCGGGCUCGCUCUAACUUCCUCGUGUGUGUUUGCGGAGGCUGUGUGUGAGGACGCUGUACGUCUGGCAUCCAGACAUGGGCCCCUCGUUACGCUCUGGGAUUACUGUGUGCCUGGCCCUCGCCUUGGCUCAGGUGCUCACUGUGACCUGCCAGGACGAUACCAAGAAAGAUUCCUGCUCGGAGGACGGGAACCUCUACUCCAACAAUCAGAUAUGGUCCCCAGAGCCGUGUCGGGUCUGUGUGUGCGACACGGGGACGGUGGUCUGUGAGGACGUGGUGUGCGAGGACGUAGGUGACUGCCACACCACAGGGAUCCCGCAGGGCGAGUGCUGCCCCGUGUGCCUGGCUGCAGGCUCUGACACCUGCACAGAAAAUGGAAAAGUCUACGCCAACAACGACAUGUGGAACCCGGAGCCGUGUCGGAUCUGCGUGUGCGACAUGGGGAACGCCGUGUGCGAGGACGUGGUGUGCGAGGACCUCGGGCCCUGUGAGAAAACGGUGACCCCGGACGGCGAGUGCUGCCCCGUGUGUUUGUCUGCGGCCUCGACGUCGACUCCCAGCGCCGAACCCUCAGCAGUUGAGUCUCAAGGAGAAAGCUGCACCGUCGAGGGAGAAGUCCACCAACACAACGACAUCUGGAAACCGGAGCCGUGUCGCGUGUGCGUCUGUGACGCCGGCGUCGCCGUGUGCGAUGAGGUGAAGUGCGAAACUGUGUCCAACUGUCAGAAGGUCGUGACCCCCGAGGGACAGUGCUGCCCCGUGUGCGAGAACUUCGCCAGCGCGAGCAGGAUGAUCGAAAUCAUGGGCUUCAAGGGACAGAAAGGUGAACCUGGUGAUAUUCCAUAUGUGGUCGGUCUGCCUGGACACGUGGGACCAUCGGGUCCUCCUGGAGGUCAGGGCAACACUGGACCAAGAGGCUUUAAAGGCAGACGGGGCUUCGCGGGGCCUCCAGGUAUUGACGGAGAGCCCGGCAUUCCAGGAAAUCCAGGACAAUCAGGACCCCCGGGCCAAAUCGCUCCCCCUGGGGGAGCCCUGGCGUCUCAGAUGGCCUUAGGGUUCGGUGAGAAGUCUAGUGUGGCUGGGAUGGUGACAGGAACGAGGGGUGAAGCAGGACCACGAGGACCUCCAGGAUCCAACGGAGCACAAGGGCCGAGUGGCGGUCAGGGAAUCCCAGGAGACGCUGGAGAUCCAGGACAGAUGGGUGAGUCGGGUCGUCGAGGACCAGACGGGCCUUCAGGAAAAGCCGGACCUGACGGACAACCCGGAGCAGCCGGUGCUCCAGGAGAACCAGGAUAUCUAGGAUCUGGGGGUGCACGAGGAUUCCCAGGACUCCCAGGGCUCCCAGGACUGAAAGGUCCCCUGGGAAACUCGGGUCUUCUCGGGUCGAGAGGUGAGACCGGAACAGUUGGAACGAAGGGUUCGUCUGGUACUUCUGGUACGAUGGGAGCUUCUGGUCCACUGGGGCCAGCAGGUCUGCAGGGAGAGCGAGGCCGAGCCGGCCCAACUGGACCUGUGGGGAAACGUGGGACGUCCGGACAUGUCGGCAAACCAGGUCCUCUGGGUCCACUGGGAAUCACCGGUGUGCCAGGAUUUCCCGGGAGCCCAGGAAUGAAGGGGGAAGCGGGACCGACCGGAGUGAGAGGGAGUCCAGGACAGCAGGGAUCCAGAGGGGACGCCGGACAUGUCGGACCCCAGGGACAAACAGGACUACAGGGAGCAGAAGGAGCUGAUGGAGCUCCAGGUGCUCGAGGUCAAGCUGGUCUGGGAGGCGUUCAGGGUCCGGCGGGUUUGGCGGGGCCACCCGGUGCCCCUGGCUCCCAGGGGACGACAGGAGGAGACGGACCCAAGGGCCAAUUGGGUGACGUCGGAGUGGCUGGAUUUAAAGGAGAAGCUGGAUUCAAGGGAGAAAGAGGCGACCACGGUGUUCAGGGACCAUUUGGCCCGAUGGGAGAGGACGGCAAGCGCGGCCCCCGAGGAGACGGAGGAUCCCUCGGACUUCCAGGACCUCAAGGAGAGAUGGGAGUUCCAGGAAACAGAGGUUUCCCCGGUGGUGAUGGUUUACCAGGCCCAAAGGGAGGUCCGGGUGAGAGAGGGCUGUCUGGAUCAGGUGGUCCCAAAGGGUUAGAAGGAGACUUGGGACGCGGUGGAGAGCCGGGUCUAACAGGAGCUCGGGGUCUGACCGGACUCAUCGGUGCUCAGGGGGCUGAGGGAAAACAAGGACCCAUGGGCUCAGCAGGAGACGACGGCAAACAAGGCCCAGCUGGUUCCACUGGAAACAGAGGAGCUGCAGGAGCGAUGGGGCUGCCGGGCCCAAAGGGCUUCGCUGGUGAUGCUGGAAAGAUCGGAGAGGCAGGAAGUGCAGGACCUCCGGGUCAAAGGGGACUGAAUGGAAAAGAGGGAGAAGAGGGCGCUGCUGGACCAGCAGGACCAGCUGGUUCUGCAGGAAAACGAGGAGAGCAGGGACCUCAGGGACUCCACGGUUUCCAGGGUUUGCCCGGACUGCCAGGCACACCCGGAGAGUCAGGAAAACCCGGUGCUGAGGGCCUUGCUGGAGAGGCUGGGACUGCCGGAGGUACUGGUUCACGGGGAGAAAGAGGCGCCCCCGGAGAAAGAGGUGAAAUCGGCCCCAAUGGGGUGUUGGGACCCAAAGGUAGUCCAGGUGGACCAGGACCAGAUGGGCCAAAGGGAAGCUCUGGUCCAGCGGGUGGUGUUGGGGAACCAGGGGGUCCAGGACUUCAGGGGAUGCCAGGAGAGAGAGGCAUACCCGGACCUUCAGGCCCGAAAGGAGAUGGUGGUUCUGUUGGAGACAAAGGUCUGGAGGGUAAAGCCGGAUCUGAUGGUGCACGGGGACUUCCUGGUUCUGUUGGACCUGUCGGCUCCAGUGGACCCAACGGAGACAAGGGUGAACCCGGCUCCGCAGGACCUACAGGACGCAGAGGAACCAGGGGAAUCGCCGGUUCUACUGGUGACUCUGGUCCCACUGGUGCUGUUGGAUUUCCUGGAACUUCUGGUGUGGAUGGUCAGCCCGGGGUCAAAGGUGAAACCGGUGAGCAAGGCCUGAAGGGAGAAGUGGGACCAUUCGGACCUCAGGGGACGGCCGGGAAACCAGGAGCACAGGGACCUGUUGGUGUAACUGGACUGAAAGGAGGCAGAGGAACACAGGGUCAAACAGGCUCUCCUGGUUUUCCCGGUUUGCCCGGAGGAGUUGGACCAGCUGGUUCUCUUGGAGCUGUGGGGGCAGAUGGGCCCUUAGGUGCUCCAGGAAAGCAAGGCCCUGGUGGUCUUCAGGGAGAGAACGGAGCCGGAGGACGUCAGGGGGAGUCAGGACCCUCGGGCCCCUCGGGCGGCCCUGGAGAGAAGGGAGACUCUGGAGAGGACGGUCCUUCGGGGCCUGACGGACCUCCAGGACCUGCAGGAGCCACAGGACAGCGAGGCAUCGUGGGUCAGCCUGGACUCAGAGGAGAGGCAGGCAUGCUGGGACUUCCAGGUCCUGCUGGUCCACCAGGAAAAUCUGGAACCCCUGGAACACAGGGCGGCAAAGGGCCCGCUGGUGGAGUUGGUUUACCAGGAGCCACCGGACCGAGAGGAGACGCCGGCCCAGAGGGUAUUGCCGGAGUAGAGGGGUCCCCUGGUAAAGACGGUCUUCUAGGAGACAGGGGAGACAGAGGAAAUCCUGGUCCAGAGGGUCUGGCUGGUGUCACCGGGUCUCCUGGAACCGAGGGCCCGGUGGGAUUUACCGGCAGCCCGGGACAAGUUGGUGAAACUGGCGCCAGAGGCUCCGCUGGACCCCAAGGACAACCCGGAGUACGGGGGAAAGUGGGCCCUCAAGGACCACAAGGAGAGAAGGGGGCCAUUGGAGAGCAGGGAGAGCAGGGUCAGAAAGGACACAGAGGUUUCACCGGUCUCCACGGCCUCCCGGGAAUAACUGGGGCCACAGGAGAGACAGGACUUACAGGUAUUGUUGGACCAGCUGGACAUAGGGGCCCUCCAGGAGUGUUGGGUCCCGCAGGAAACGAAGGAAACAUCGGUCAGCCCGGACCAAUGGGAGCUCCCGGGAGCAGAGGAUCCAGUGGAGACAUCGGAGCUCAGGGUCCACCUGGUGAUGAAGGACCUUCCGGCCCUCCUGGCCCCCCAGGGCCUCCCUCUGCGCUGAUGGAAGACUUCAUGGUCGCCCCGAUGGAUUACUACGGGAACGACGACACUCCACAUGCUAUGGAAUUCUUCGAGGCAGAUGAUCCACCCCCGGAGUUGAAAGAUGAAGCCCUUCCCAAUAAGAACGCAGCCGCCCUACGCGCAGACACCGGCGUCCACGCCACCCUGAAGACCCUCAGCGGACAUCUGCAGAACCUGCGCAUUCCUGACGGCAGCAAGAUGAACCCAGCGAAAACCUGCCAGGACAUUAAGCUGUGCUACCCCCAGAAGAAGAGCGGUGAGUACUGGAUUGAUCCAAACCAGGGCAGCACCAAAGACGCCAUCAGGGUCUUCUGUAAUAUGGAGAACGGUGAAACCUGCAUCUCCGCCAAUCCGGAAAACAUUCCCCGCAAAGCCUGGUGGACGAAAUCCAGUCCCAGCGCCAACAAACCCGUGUGGUUCGAAGCCACCAUGAACGGUGGAAUCAGAUUCGCCUACGGAAACAAGGAGGAGCUGCCCAAUGCAGUGGCUGUUCAAAUGAAGCUGCUGCAGCUGCUGUCCUCGGCGUCGCACCAGAACGUCACCUACCACUGCAGGAACAGCGUGGCUUAUAAAGACGCCCAGAGCAGCAACCUGAAGAAAGCUCUGGUCCUCAAAGGCUCCAACGGCCAGGAGCUGAGAGCGCAGGGCAACAACCGCCUCCGCUACACCGUCAUCGAGGACGGCUGCUCGGAAUCAAAUGGAAACUGGGGCAAGACAGUGAUCGAGUACAGGACUCAAACCUCGGCCAGGCUGCCCAUCAUGGACUUGGCCCCCAUGGACGUCGGAAAGCCGGAUCAGGAGUUCGGCCUGGACAUUGGCCCCGUGUGCUUCUCAUAAAUCCCCAGCACAACGUGCCACUAUACAUGGACUCCUCUCCCUGUGAGCGCAACGCUUCUUCACACAUGGCGGCAUUUCCCUCAAGUCCAGUGUGUUUUACUGUGUGUGCAGACGAGAGCUGUGCAACUGACUCUGACAUAAUUUAUUCACCUCGUCGGUAAAUGUACAAUCUGGUGCUCUGCAGGGAAAUGCAUGAGGGCGGAGAGAAAGAAAUGUCUGAGGUGUGAAAUGAAAGGAGGAAGAAAGGAGGUGGGGUUAAGAUUGACUGUAAACUUGUAUAAACUGAAAAAACAGGCAAUAUUAAAUCUUUAAUGUCUCUAUCAGGAGGACGAGAAUGGAAAAAUGUUCUUAUUUUUUACUUGUGAUGUUUCCUUCCAGUAAAUACACGUCCAGAUGUGUGGAGAGAAGAGUUUAAAAGCCAACAACUGUAAUUUUAAUGGAAUAAAAAGUGAAAAUCAAGCUUGAACCUAAA